Messenger RNA from Exophiala mesophila, 1450 nucleotides. RefSeq lists its product as uncharacterized. The coding region runs from base 141 to 1382 and encodes 413 amino acids. The record is from RefSeq and is a predicted model, not a curated record. Lineage: Eukaryota; Fungi; Ascomycota; Eurotiomycetes; Chaetothyriales; Herpotrichiellaceae. Gene Ontology annotation, molecular function: metal ion binding; alcohol dehydrogenase (NAD+) activity. Gene Ontology annotation, cellular component: mitochondrion. The transcript has a single exon.
CACUCUUUGAUUUUGAGUAAUCAGCCGGACGUACGUUUGCUCGAUUGAGUCGAACGAGAUUCAUAUCAAUACUAGGUAUUCUUGCCAGGAUAGUAGUCUUGUCUACUUCCAUCGUAUAAAAGGGUGAGGACAUUGUCUGAAUGACGUUUCGUGCUCUACAAACAAGUCUGCAUAUUCGGCCUAGACCUGGCUCAUCCUCAAUGUCGGUUCUCAUUCCAGUUCAAACGCCCCCAUCGCGGUCUUUAUCAGGCCUGUACAAACCACAUCAACUCAAGGAGCUGCACUAUGGACCAGGCAUUGUUCAAGAAAAGCUGCUGUCGGCAUUACCAACGGAGUCGUCGCGGGCUUUCAUCGUGACGGGCCAGUCGCUGGCGACCAAGACGCCGUUAAUCAAGGAUCUGGAGAAACUCCUAGGCUCGAAACAUCAUGCAGGGACGUUCAGCAACAUCAAGGAACAUGCCCCCAUAGCUCAGCUGGACGAAGCAACGGACCAGGUGCAAGCAGACCAAGACAUUGACACCAUUAUCUCAGUUGGAGGAGGAUCUCCCAUUGACAGUAGCAAAGCCAUUAUUUUUCGAGUUCACGAAAAGUUUUCCAAGUGGCUGACACAUAUCACGAUCCCAACCACUUUGUCAGCGGCCGAGGCGACUGCAAUGGCAGGCUACACUACAGCCAGCGGGGUCAAGACCGGGAUUGCUCACCCCAAAGUGUACCCGAGUUAUAUCUUUUACGACGUAGGGUACGGGCUUUACACGCCACCACAACUCAUGCUCUCGACGGGACUUCGAGCACUGGAUCACGCUAUAGAGUCACAAUAUCACGCCAGCGCCUCGCUACCAACGCGUUUGAUCAGUCUGGGGGCUGUGGGUGAACUCUUCACUCAACUGACCAAAUACAAGGAGGAUCCAAAGGACGAAGACACCAUCACGCGCUUGUUCCUGGCAGCGUUUUCGAGUCUUGGCUUCAUGGGCCAGAGUCUCCGGGGCGGACUCGGGCUUUCGCAUAGUCUGGGGUAUGCACUGGGGUCGCCCUACGGAAUUCCUCAUGGGGUCACAUCGGGCUUGACACUUGGCCAUGUCGUCAAGCUUAUGGCUCGCAAAUCGCCUGAGAAUGCGGCCAACAUUGCCAAAGUCUUGCCCUAUAUAUCGGAGCAGUCGACUGGAGAUGCGGUCAAAGACGCCGAUAUUGUGGGCGAUCGCAUCUUGAAAUUGGUCAAGGAUCUAGGAGUGAAUACGACCUUGACUGAGAAGGGGGUGGGCAAGGAUCAGGUGGACAUCAUUGUGGCGAGGGCCACUGGAGGGUUGACGGCCGAUAAAGAGAAGACGGCGGAAGAAGAUGCAUUGUACACGCAUGUCAAGGCGCUGGUUGAGGGGUUGUAUUGAGGUCGAGUGUAAGGCUAUCUUGGUCGUUUUGAUGUAGUCACUAUAAUAGACAGUACCUACCUACGAGU